This is a messenger RNA of Knipowitschia caucasica, 312 nucleotides long. NCBI's taxonomy places the organism in Eukaryota, Metazoa, Chordata, Actinopteri, Gobiiformes, Gobiidae. The record is from the annotation of a GenBank genome assembly.
AUGAAUGAAGAGGGCCACUCCCACUUCAGGCUGGACCCCAGUGACCGACUCAACGGGCUGGGGCAGAGACGGAAGAGACCCAAAAAGGUGCUCGGCUUCCACCUCCUCAGACAAACUAUGACAUGCGACAUUUGGGACUUGACCCGAGAGGACCAACCUAGACCUGGACCUCAGACCCUCGGACUGGAGCUGUCGGCCGGUCGCACUCACCCAGAGAUGGUCAUUGAGUGUCCAAAUCUAAUCUCAGACCGACCUCAGCUCCGUAACAAGGAGCUCAUUGAUUGCCAUUUUCACGCCGGAGACUGGAUCUGA